UGGGGGGGGGGGGGGCACUUCCGCCGGCCUGCCGUCGCACUCGCGUGGAAGUUGACACAGUGACUGUCACGUCAGCGGCGUUUUGUCAAAAGUGGGCUUAGCGGAUUUCGCUUGCGCCGAGACCGCAGUCGAACCAAACGCUUUGUUUUCUUUGCUCGGCGCAGAGAAAAACCAGAACGAAUGCAUCAAAUCUCAUCGCAUUGCAUUGCUGAAGCUUAUCAAUAAAUCCGGGAGACUUGCAAAAGCCUGAAUACGCUGCCACCUGGCGGCCAUAUGAUCAAAGCGCACUCGAUGACGAUUACUGAUACUAACAUUUGUAAAAUUCAUCGAUUAUUUUUGUAUCGCCCCAUUAUGAUGACGAACAUGAUGAAGAUGAUUGCUGCUGCUGCUGAUGAUGAUGAUGUUUAAGGCGGAACCUUUGCGAGGCGGCUCGAGUUUCACCCCCGACCGCAUUUAAGCGUGACGCCCCCACUCCCUGCCGCCGGCAAGAUGGCGGCGCUCCGGUUCGAAACUUGCCAUGUCGCCUGUUCGGCCAACAGGACGCCCAACGUGGUGUCGUGGGGCCGCGGGGGGACGCUCGCCUUCGGGACGUGUGACUCCGUAGCCCUGUACGACCCCGAGGAAAGACGAGUUCUGACAAUGCUGAAUGGACACACGGGACGAGUAAACGCAGUUCAGUGGGUCCACAAGGAAGAUUGUGGUCCCGAGACCCACCUGGUCUCAGGAGGCUCCGACAGCCGUCUCCUGGUCUGGGCCGCUCGGAGUGGCGAGUUUGUCCAGUCGGCGGAGUGCAAAGGCCACACGGGUUCGGUGUGCGCCGUGGACGCCAUCUACGCCGGCGCGGGCAUCCUGGCGGCCUCCGCGGCGGCGGAUUCCAGCGUCCGGCUGUGGCUCUGCGGUGACGACGGAAAGGCCGAGUGCCUCCACACGCUCACGUUUGGCGGCGGAUUCAUGAUGGACGUCUCCUUGGCGCUGCUGCCGGGCACCGAAGUUCCCGUUCUGGCCUGCGGGGGCGACGACUCUCGGGUGCACCUGUACGCGCGGUCCCGGGAGAAGAAGCUGCGGAGGGUGACGGCGCUGCAGGGGCACGAAGACUGGGUCCGCGGAGUCGCCUGGACGUCGCUGGGUGGCGAUCUGCUGCUGGCCAGCUGCUCGCAGGACUGUCUCAUCCGAGUGUGGCGGCUCGGCGCCAGGUCCGGGAGCGGCGCCCGGGCCGAGGGCGAGCGGGACGGCGCCGUCAUCAAAAUGAAAGAGGAUGUCUUCCGAGCGGAGGAGGAAGACGAGGACGGAGCGUUUGCGGUGGCUCUGGAAACGGUUCUGACGGGGCACGAGAACUGGGUCUACGGCGUCCACUGGCAGCCGCCCGCUUACGAGGGCGGCGAGCGGCAGCAGCGCCUCGGACUGCUCUCGGCCUCCAUGGACAAGACCAUGAUUCUGUGGACCCCCGACCAGGCCUCCGGAGUGUGGACGGAGCAGGUCCGUGUCGGCGAGGUGGGCGGCAACACGCUGGGCUUCCUGGGCUGCCAGAUGAGUCCGGACGCUUCCUCCAUCCUGGCUCACGCCUUCCACGGCGCGCUCCACCUGUGGCGCAAGGACGCCGGCUCGGGCGAGUGGAGGCCCGCCGCCGCGCCGUCGGGCCACUUCGACGAGGUCCGGGACCUGAGCUGGGACCCCGAGGGCGAGUUCGUGCUCAGCGUGAGCGCGGACCAGACGGCCCGGCUCUGGGCGCCGUGGAGGACUCCGUCGCGACCCAGCUGGCACGAGAUCUCGCGGCCGCAGAUCCACGGCUACGACGUGCGCUGCCUGGCCCCGCUGGGCCGCUUCCGCUUCGUGUCGGGCGCCGACGAGAAGGUCCUGCGCGUCUUCCGGGCGCCGCGCAACUUCCUGGAGAACUUGGCCAACAUCUCGGCGACGUCCAAAGAGCGGCUGCUGGCGUCCGCGGACUCGGACCAGCUCCCCGUCGGCGCCAGCGCGCCCGCGCUGGGCUUGUCCAACAAGGCCGUCUUCCAAGGGAGCCUCAAGUCCGGUCCUGGCGGCGCCGACCCGUCCGAAGACGAGGAGCUCGGCAACGGCGCCUCGGACCCAUACCGCGAGUCCUACUUCCGAGCCGUCAACCUGACCGAACCUCCGCCCGAGGAUCACCUGCUGCAGAACACUCUCUGGCCCGAGGUCCAAAAACUGUACGGCCACGGGUUCGAAAUGUUCUGCCUGGCGUCGGACCGCGGCGGGACGCUGGUGGCGUCGGCGUGCAAGGCGUCCAAGGCGGAGCACGCGUCGGUGCUGCUGUGGAGCGCCGCCACGUGGCGCCCCCUGCAGACGCUGGCGUGCCACACGCUCACCGUCACGCAGAUGGCGUUCUCGCCCGACGCCGCCGCGCUCUUGCUCGUCUCCAGGGACCGCACCUGGUCCCUCUGGCGCCGCCGACGGUCUGAACCAGAGCCCGAGUACGCGUUGUCCGCGCGCACCACGAAGGAGACGUCGGCGCACGGCCGCAUCAUCUGGUCAUGUGACUGGAGCCCCGACGGCACGUACUUUGCGACGGGCAGCCGCGACAAGAAGGUGAUCGUGUGGGGACCGGUCGCGUCCGAGGACGCCGAGGCGAAGCCGCGCUCCUCCAUCUUGGACGCGGGCGAUCCCGCGACGGCCGUGGCGUUCUGCCCUCGGCUCGCUUCGGACAAAAGAUCUCUGGGUCUCGAUCCGCAGUUACCUGCUGGCCGUGGGACUCGAGCGCGGCCGCGUGGUUUUGUUCGGGUGGAGGCCCGACGCAGAUCCGGCCGCGGGGCGAGACUGGAUCCGAUACGGAGAAACGGACGCGUCCCAAAGUCACACCCGCGCCGUCAAGCGGCUGCGCUGGCGGCCCCGCCCGGGCCGGGCCGGCGGCCCGGACGACGACGACGACGCCUGGCUGCAGCUGGCCAGCGCCGGCGCCGACCACGCCGUCAAAAUCUUCGACGUCAACACGGAGGCGCUUUAGCCGUCCGUCGACUUCGUGCGCAGAUCACGGCGAGGAGUCAACGUUGCUUUUUUUUAAUUUAUGAUGACCAAUAAAGAAUUUUUUUAUUGCUGGA
Messenger RNA from Syngnathoides biaculeatus (alligator pipefish), 3068 nucleotides. RefSeq names its product elongator acetyltransferase complex subunit 2 (gene elp2). Gene Ontology annotation, cellular component: elongator holoenzyme complex. The coding region runs from base 490 to 3048 and encodes 852 amino acids. Gene Ontology annotation, biological process: tRNA wobble uridine modification. The transcript has 20 exons. The record is from RefSeq and is a predicted model, not a curated record. Gene Ontology annotation, molecular function: protein binding. NCBI's taxonomy places the organism in Eukaryota, Metazoa, Chordata, Actinopteri, Syngnathiformes, Syngnathidae.